AUGAAUUACGAGCGUAUGGCAGCCGAGAUUCCUACUCUCUACCGGCUAUCUAGGGAGUCCAAAGAGGCUGAUCUCCUCAAUGGUCUUUUAGGCUGGGUCCGCAACGACACCUUUGGGAAAGUGGCAGAAGUCUGCGCUCUCUGGGGUGCAAUCGUCCAGGCCAAUAAGUACCUUGCCAAGGUCGAUCGUACGCUGCAAUCACGUACAAUUGAACAUGAGCACUUCAAUCUCAAAGAAGUUCUGAAUUCAGAGUUGAAGCAGGCCAAGGAAAUGAUGGCUGCUAUUCCUGGUGGCAGAUGUGCAACUACAGUCACUACCGAUGAGGAUUUUUCUCUUGCUAUUAAGCGGUUGAAGUAUCUCCGCGAAUAUAGAUAG
Molecule: messenger RNA, 375 nt
Organism: Penicillium hordei
Lineage: Eukaryota; Fungi; Ascomycota; Eurotiomycetes; Eurotiales; Aspergillaceae
Exons: 3
Coding region: 1-375 (124 amino acids)
Source: RefSeq, a predicted model, not a curated record